Messenger RNA from Mesorhabditis spiculigera, 984 nucleotides. NCBI's taxonomy places the organism in Eukaryota, Metazoa, Nematoda, Chromadorea, Rhabditida, Rhabditidae. The record is from the annotation of a GenBank genome assembly.
AUGAUGGUAAAUGCCCAUACCUUGAUCUUUAUCUCGCAGAUUUUCGAUCGAGACCUGAAACGGCGACAACGGGACUGGGCCGUCCAGCAGGAGGAUUACAGUGCGGCCAGUCAUUUGCGGGAAGAAAUAGGAUGGCGGAUAGCGGAUAAGGUCUUCGACCUGACCAAAUUCAACGAGAGGGUACUCGACAUCGGAUGUGGCACGGGAUUUAUUUCACCGCACUUAAUAAAGGAAAAUGUGCGUAACAUUGUACAGUGCGACCUCAGCGCUGAGAUGGUGCAUAGAAGCAACGGAUGUCCUGAUGCGGGCGUGGAGGUCGAGCGAGUGCAUUGUGAUGAGGAGACGCUGUCAGCAUUUCAACCUGCCUCAUUUGAUCUGCUGCUCAGCUCAAUGUCCGCACACUGGAUCAACGACCUACCUGGCUGGUUUUCCCGGUGCUACAAUUUGCUGAAAGAGGACUGUCCGUUUAUCGGGGCCAUGCUCAUGGAAGAUACGUUGUAUGAGCUGCGGUGUUCCCUGCAAUUGGCUGAGCUGGAGCGAUUGGGCGGCGUUGGUUCGCACAUUUCUCCCUUCGUAAAAGCCAAUGAUGUCGGUAGCCUGUUGGGUCGUGCAGGAUUUGAAAUGGUGACCCUAGAUAGCGAUGAAGUUCAGAUAGGUUUCCCAAAUAUGAUUAGCCUUUUGUACGACCUACAAUUGAUGGGCGAAUCGAAUUGUACUUAUAAGCGAGCUUCUACAUUACGAAAGGACGUCUUGAUAGCGGCGGAAGCAAUCUACAAGGCCAUGUACGCGAAAGAUGACACCCACCCUGCCACCUUUAAAAUCGUCUCUUGGAUUGGCUGGAAACCAGGUCCGAAUUCACCAAAACCGGCAAAGCGGGGCUCGCAGAACGUGUCGCUGAAAGAUCUCGAGCAGAUCGUUCAAGAUCCUGAAUACCAUAAAAAGUUGGCCGAGACGCUGCCGCCAAAGCCGAAAGGGAAGGAUUCC